Polistes dominula (European paper wasp) is the source of this 1448-nucleotide messenger RNA. RefSeq names its product palmitoyltransferase ZDHHC16A. The record is from RefSeq and is a predicted model, not a curated record. Gene Ontology annotation, molecular function: palmitoyltransferase activity. NCBI's taxonomy places the organism in Eukaryota, Metazoa, Arthropoda, Insecta, Hymenoptera, Vespidae.
AUUUUAUCUUAAAUCAUAAUACAGUCAAAAAGUGUAAUUAAAUACUAUACUAGAAUGCAAGAUUUUCUAUAUAAAUGUACAAAAGAUAUUUCAUCAAAAUGGAAUUGAUGUAUCAUAAAUUUAUCCAGAUAAUGAAAAUAAAUAUUAAAAUAAUGUUUUAAUAUUUCAUUAUUAAUAUUUAAUAUUAAUAAAAACUAGUAUCAAAGUAAAAAAAAAAAAAAAACAAACAAAAAUGGCGAGAAUUCAAUGGUCUUUGAGACAAGCACCUAGGCAAAUAAGGCUGAAUAUAAAGAAAAAAUGGUGGCGUUUACAAGUAACGUGUAAAUCAUUAUUUUAUAAUGACUUUUUGGAUUGGAGUUAUGUGUGUGAUAUACUCUUGGAACCAAUGUUUUGGUUUGUUGAAAAUUUUACUGCCUGUUUAGGACCAGUAUGCGUAGUAAUGGUAGCUUUAUUAAAAGUAUGCAUUGUAUGCAUUGCAUAUUGGAUUGGGUUACCUUACUGGUGGGAAAAGAGCCCAUUAGCAACAGUAUUUUUACUAAUUAUUGGAAAUUGGCUACUUAUCAAUGUAUGUUUCCACUACUAUAUGGGUGUAAACGUACCAGCAGGAUAUCCACCACAAGGUGGUCUUAUUCCUGAGGCUGUGAGUAUUUGUAAGAAGUGUAUUAAACCUAAACCUCCUAGAACGCAUCAUUGUUCUAUUUGUAACAAAUGCGUGCUCAAGAUGGAUCAUCAUUGUCCAUGGCUAAAUAAUUGUGUCGGUCAUUAUAAUCACAGACACUUUUUUCAAUAUAUGGCUUUUACAGUUGUUGGAAUUGUAUUUAUUAUGAUAUUUGGAAUAGAAAUAGCAUAUCAAGAAUUUUUUCCAGCGCACGAAGCUGAUUUAGAUGGUCAUCCAGUUCGUAUUAACAAUACAGAGAUCAUUCCUGUGGCAGAAUCGUUAGAUCAUUUAUCCAAAGAAGAAAUAGCAGAAAUUGCUAAACAAGCUGCCGAGAAUAGAGAAAAGGAAUGGAGACGUAGACUAAUCAUUUUUGCAGCUUUAAUUUGUGUAGCUACGUUUACAGCACUGGGAGCACUUACAUGGUGGCAUGCAGGUCUUAUUACAAGAGGAGAAACUAGCAUUGAAGCACGCAUUAAUAGUACUGAAACUAAAAAAUAUAAAGAGCUUGGAAAAUCAUAUCAAAAUCCUUAUAAUUUUGGACCGAAGGAAAAUUGGAAAUUAUUUUUAGGCAUUGUUAAAAAAAGUUGGUGGUACGUUCUGUUUCCUUCGACUCAUGGUCCAUAUGGUGAUGGCCUUACGUGGAAAACAAUACACGAUAAUAAAAUAUCUUGAGUUUAAAAUUGAAACAAUCUUGAAAAGAAUGUGAUGUUGUAAUUAUCUUUUUAAUGUUUCUCCGGUGUCUACCAUAUGAUUCUUAUUCCUAUGAGAUUCUAGUCAAACUAUACAGUUA